Diabrotica balteata is the source of this 1825-nucleotide messenger RNA. The record is from the annotation of a GenBank genome assembly. Lineage: Eukaryota; Metazoa; Arthropoda; Insecta; Coleoptera; Chrysomelidae.
UUUAGUUUGACAUUCGCACGUCGUAUAGUUUUUUUUAGAGAAAUAGAAGCGCUGUUCUUGCAAUUUUUAGAAAUUUAUUAAGUAUUAUUGUUGCUGUUUAAAGAAAUAACGGGACAAUUCUGUAAAUAGUUCGUAUUAAAGAAAUGUCCAUUUUUGGACCUUUGAUGGGAGAUAUGGAAGACGAUCCUUUCUUUGGGUGUCAUAUGCGACACAUGCGUCAAAUGAGCAACAUGAUGAAUUCAUUAUUUUCUGAUCCCUUCUCUAUGUUGAGACCACCAAUGUUGGGAUAUGAUGAUUUUGAAAACCGGGCUCUGACUAGUCGCCACAACAUGCACAAUUCACUUAUGUCCCCAUUUUCCAUGCCAAUUAUGCCAAAUUUUAACAGACUGCUCAGUGGAUCCUUAGACUCUAUGGCCAAUACUGGAAACUACCACAGCUCCAGUACAGUGAUCAGCAUGACAUCUGGACCUGAUGGUCGUCAACAACUUUACAAAGCAACUUCUAGUACAAGAGUAGCACCUGGAGGUGUCAAAGAAACCCAGAAGACAGUUACAGACUCAAUGACAGGCACUAAGAAAAUGUCCAUAGGCCACCAUAUUGGUGAAAGAGCUCAUAUUAUAGAAAAGGAACAGAAUAUGCAUACAGGCGAAAGAGUGGAGAGCGAGGACUUGAUAAAUAUUGAAGAUGAUGAGAAAGAAGAAUUCAACAAUGAAUGGGAAAGUAAAACAAGGAGGUCUGAAAUUCCCAGAAUAACUGCAGGUUCAUCUAGAAAUCGUCAUGGUUCAUAUUUACAUUCAUCCAUACCAGCCAUAACAGCAGGAUCAAGUAGUCGUCGACAUAGGGACAGAACCGUACCAGCUACGUCGCCAUCUGUGAUAUCUGCUCGGAGAGGUAUACGUUCGCCAAAGUUAGCGCUGCCUUCGACGAGCGCUCCUAGUGCUGCUGGUAGGCACCCUUAUAGUUCCCCCAAUCAACCACAACAACAGAAAAAAUCAAAAUCAUUAAAAACUUUUGAAGAAGAUCCUUCACCACCCCAGGCUGACAAUUAGAUUUAUUCUUAUCAUCGUUAGAUUAUAGUAUUACUAAAAUAUAGAUAUUUUACUAGAUACAUUUCAAGCUGUAAUAACGUAAAUAGUUCGUUUGAAUUAAGGUGUUUUGUUGUUAAUCAUCCUAAAGUUACUCACUUUAAUUUGGGGUUUUCCUUUAAUCCUAUUUACUGUGCCAUGUAACUCGGAUUUACUCAAGUUCAGAAAAUAAAAAUGGUAUAAUAUGCUUCUAAAAUUUAUAUUUUACCAAAUUCAUUUACUCAAAAUUAUUACACAGAAAGUAAAAUAUAUUGAACAACUGCCGUAAGAAAAAUUAAUAAACCCAUAAUCAGGAGCAAUGUCACGUGAAAGCUAUAGAAUAUUAAAAAUAUGGAAUUUUUCCUCCUUUCUGUUGGUCAAUUAAAGAUGAUAUUUUCAAGUCUUAUAUGUCUUUUUAUAAGUCUUUUUAUUUUAGAAAUGCUUAAAAUAUUUACGUUAUUAUAUUUGAAAUAUGUCUUCAGGCACAUUCAAUUUAUUUUUGUAGAAUGGUUGCCCUUUUGUUUUCUUUUUUUAAAAUUUUUUUGAUUUUUAAUAGUUAUUGUAUUUGGUCGAUUUCGUAGUAUGGUAAAUGAGAAGUGAACGCAACAGUGUAAGGUUAUAUUUUUUACUUUAAGAUAUUUACAGAGCAAUUAUCAUUUUUAGAUGAUUUCGACGACUAUAUGUGUACGAUCAUCAGUUAGCACAAAAUUUACUAUUCAAUGAAUAACCUAUUCAAAUAUAAAUUGAGAUUGCUUUGUGUG